Messenger RNA from Truncatella angustata, 7173 nucleotides. RefSeq lists its product as uncharacterized. The coding region runs from base 1 to 6924 and encodes 2307 amino acids. The transcript has 10 exons. Gene Ontology annotation, molecular function: fatty acid synthase activity; 3-oxoacyl-[acyl-carrier-protein] synthase activity. NCBI's taxonomy places the organism in Eukaryota, Fungi, Ascomycota, Sordariomycetes, Amphisphaeriales, Sporocadaceae. Gene Ontology annotation, biological process: secondary metabolite biosynthetic process; fatty acid biosynthetic process. The record is from RefSeq and is a predicted model, not a curated record.
AUGACUCGCAACUCACUAGCGAAAUAUUUAGAAACUACAGUAGCACACUCAGACGCCAUAAAGUGUAUCAUUGACAUUGGAUCGGCAAUGGACAGACGAUGUAGACAGUCUCCAACUUUGAACGGUGUUUUUGAACUAACCCAGAAUGAUCCACUUCCCGAUGAAUGCGGCACAGGACGCAAACGGCUUUAUACCGAGCCUGACUACGUGUUUUUCUACAAGGACAUUCUUCGGCUAAGCCAAAUGCCCGCUGGGCGGAUUGAAACUCAAUACUGUUUGCUCGAAGCUGCCAGGUUUAGACAUCUUCUCACCUUGACCACCAACCCUGUUCUCAAUGCCUUCUUCGAGCAAUCCCAAAAGGGUCUGCAGGUGGAGAUUGGCCGCUUGCCGCUCCAUCAACGAAAUACCUUCCCGCGAUUUGCCAACAUAGCUGAGCUACUAGCAAAGCAGAGCGAAGGCGAUCUUCAUGCUGCUCUUCAGACGGCACUGACUUGUACCUAUCAUCUGGCGGAGUUUAUUAGGGUACAUAGUGAUGGCACUCAAUCAUACCCGACGCCGAAUGACUCGUACCUUUUAGGCCUUUGUGCAGGAGGCCUGGCGGCGGCGGCCAUUAGUUGUGCAACUUCAGUUGCUGAACUUCUUCCGUUAGCGGUGCAUUCUGUAGCCGUGUCAUUCCGCUUGGUCCUAUGCGCCGUCGAGAUGCGCGAUCGGAUUCAGCCUCAGGUUGAGAAUAAGUCGUGGUCAAUUAUGGUCAUCGACGUCUUGCACGCAACUGCAAGAAUAAUCAUUAGUGACUUCUCUCAUGCUAACCACAUCCCAACUCAUUCACGCCCCUACAUCACAGCCGACUCGCCUGCUGGUGUCACUAUUAGCGGCCCGCCAGAUGUACUUGAGAAGCUCAAACAAGCUUCACCACUGUUAGGCAAGCGAAUUAUCACACUGCCCAUAUAUGUGACAUCGCAUGCCCCACACUUGUUCACCACGGAAGAUGUUACGAGCAUCAUGGAGACAACAACUGCCAAGACUUGGGCUUCUUACGUCUCCAAAGUCCCUAUCGUUUCUUGCUCGACAGGAAGGCUAGUCAGCGCCGGAGCUUUCAAUACAGUACUCCGAAAUGCCGCAGAGCAAUGUCUGCGUGAACCCUUGAGCUGGGGGAAGAUCAAUGCAGAAUUUCCAACCAUUUUGUUUGAAAACAGCAACCUCGGCCGCAUCAAAGUCCUGCCCGUCGGAACCAAAGCGACAAUGCAAGCACAGCUGAGAGAAUACGUAUCCUCAAAAUACAUGUCCGAAUCGCAAAGACCUAGUAUUGAGGUUGUCUCCAUUGACGCUACUAAGGAAAAGGAUGGUCUUGAGUAUGUUCCUUAUUCCAAAUCGAAAAUCGCCGUGUGCGGUCUCGCUGGACGAUUCCCAGGAGCCGAGAGCCCAGAGGCUUUCUGGGAGCUGCUUUCAAAGGGAGUCGACACUGUUAGCGAGGUUCCUGCAAACCGCUGGGACGUCAAAACUCAUGUUGAUACGAGUGGAAAAAGCAAGAAUACCAGUGCCGUGCCAUGGGGUUGCUGGCUGAAUGACCCUGAGCUGUUUGAUGCUCGCUUCUUUGGCAUCUCUCCCAAGGAGGCCCCCUAUUUGGACCCUGCUCAACGCCUAGCACUCAUGGUCACGUAUGAGGCGAUGGAGACUGCAGGUAUCGUACCCGACGCCACCCCUUCGACACAAAAAGAACGAAUCGGGGUUUACCUUGGCAUGUCCUCGAACGAUUAUGGCGAGACCAAUAGCACACAAUUGAUUGGGACCCAUUCUAUCGUGGGGGGUAUCCGGCCGUUUGUUAGCGGUCGAAUGAACUAUAGCCAUAAAUUCGCUGGGCCGAGCUAUGUCGUUGAUACUGCCUGCUCGUCCAGUCUUGCAGCUAUGCAGCUCGCCGUCAACGCGCUGCGCAUGGGCGAUGUGGAUACUGCAGUAGCAGGGGGCACCAAUGUUAUCACCAAUCCCGACGGGCAUGCUGGCCUAGAUCGCGGUUUCUUCUUAUCGAAAACGGGUAAUUGCAAGACCUUUGACGAUGGCGCCGACGGAUACUGUCGCGGUGAGGGAAUUGGUCUCGUGCUACUCAAGCGUCUUGAUGAUGCUAUCCAAGACGGUGAUCCUAUCCAAGCUGUCAUUGUCGAUGUCAAAACGAAUCAUUCGGCCGAGUCUGACUCUAUUACACGGCCACAUGCACCCACUCAGAUCAAACUUUUUGAAAAAGUUUUUUCUACUAGUGGAGUAGACCCUAAUGAUAUUUCUUACAUCGAGAUGCACGGAACGGGGACUCAGCAUGGAGACGCUGCAGAGAUGACAUUGGUCCUGGCCACAUUUGCGCCAGAUACACAACGACGUGCUAGAGGUCAGCCACUGUACUUGGGCGCAGCCAAAGCCAACAUUGGCCAUGGUGAAGCUGUCUCCGGCAUUACCAGUGUAGCCAAGGUGCUCUUAAUGAUGCGUAACAACAGCAUUCCUCCCCAUUGCGGCAUCAAGACCACUAUCAACCAUACCUUCCCGUCGGACAUGAAGGAUCGUAAUGUGCAUAUCGCUUUCAAGCCCACAUCCUGGCCUCGUGGAGUUGCACCGCGGAAAGUACUUCUUAACAACUUCAGUGCGCCGGGUGGUAAUACAGCCAUGAUUCUGGAGGAUGCCCCAGCCCAGCAAGUAGCAUCGGCACAAGACGACCGUACGAGCCAUAUCAUUGCAUUCAGUGCCAAGAGUGGUGAAUCUCUUCUCGGCAACAUGCGAGCCUUACUACAGUCUUUGGACGACAAGGUCGAUGAGUCGCCUCCCCUGGUCUCCAAUUUAUCAUACACAACAACUGCGCGUCGACAGCACCACAAUCACCGCGCUUCAGUUGUUGCUUCUUCCCUAGAAGAUGUAAGGAUCGGCCUUCGUUCGGCAAUACAGGAGAAGCAGGGCUUCACUCGCGUCAUCUUGUCUCCUAAAAUUGUGUUUGCCUUCACCGGCCAAGGCUCUCAGUACAUGGCGAUGGGCAGUGAUUUGAUGAAACUUUCGCACUUUCGCGAAAGCUUCCGUCGUCUCAAUCAACUGGCCGUCGUCUUGGGUUAUCCAGAAUUUGAGAAGGUGAUUACAGGUUCGACCAAUGUCAUCGAAUCAUACCCUCCAGUUGUGGUUCAACUUGCAGUCACUUGCUUGGAGAUAGCCCUGUCUCAGCUUUGGUUGUCCUGGGGUAUAAAGCCAGAUGCUGUGGUCGGUCACAGCCUAGGAGAGUACGCAGCUCUGAACGCCGCAGGCGUUCUCUCCGAUGCAGAUACAAUAUAUCUUGUCGGCGAGCGCGCUAAGCUUCUCCAGUCUUCUUGCACGGCCAAUACACACGGUAUGCUCGCCGUCAAGACAUCGGCGGCGGAGAUCCAAACAUCAGUGGUUGGCAGGAGAUUUGAGAUAGCCUGCAUCAAUGGACCCAAUGACAUCGUGCUCGGCGGGCCUGUGGAUCAAAUCGACUCGUUAAGGUCUGCCCUGACCUCAAUGGGUGUAAAAGCCACCCCAGUGUCGGUUCCAUUUGCUUUCCAUACCUCUCAAGUUGAGCCAUUGCUCAAUGAAUUUGCUACCGCGGCCAGGAGCAUCACAUUCAAUAAGCCUCGAAUUCCAGUGCUAUCACCAUUACUGGGACGUACGGUAACAGAUGACAAGAUAUUCGGUCCAGAUUACCUUGUUCGCCACUGCAGGGAGACGGUGAACAUGCAUGACACACUACGUUCUGCCUACACAGAUGGUCGUAUCGUUAAUGAGAAGUCAAUUUUUCUUGGAAUUGGGCCUCAUCCCGUUGUUUCGUCCAUGAUCAAGGCCUCAUUGGGAUCGAGUCUUACAACCAUCCCCUCCAUACAACGGGGCAAAGACACCUGGCCCCUCCUUGCUGAAGCCCUUGCUUAUCUUUACCGUGCGGGUGUUGAUAUCAAUUGGGUAGAUUGGCAUCAGGACUUCAAGGCUGCAUUGCAAGUUAUUCCCCUGCCAACAUAUAGUUGGGAUUUGAAGAGUUACUGGAUACAGUAUGUCGGAGAUUGGUCCCUGCGCAAAGGAGAAUCAGCAACCAUAGAGGUUAGUGACUCAGUCGGGCCCAAAGUCCCAGAACCAUCAUCGGUACUACGCCGCCCUGAACCCAAAAUUGAGAGUACCACUGUACACAAGAUCUUGAGAGAGGAGUCGGAUGAGAAGAAGGCCUACGUUUUGGUAGAGUCAGAUCUGUCUCGCUCGGAUCUUCUGCCUAUUGUACAGGGUCACUUCGUGAAUAACAUUCCUCUGUGCACACCGUCUGUUUACGCGGAGAUCGCACUCACUGUUGGCAAGUACUUGAUAGACAAAUAUAUGCCCUUUAGUCAAGAUCGCCUCGUCGAUGUAGCAAACAUGGAAGUCGAGAGAGCUCUGAUUGCCAAAGGCAAGGGCGCCCAGAUGCUCCGUGCCUCAGCCAAGGUUGACUGGCUCACAAAGACGGCAUCGUUCUCCUUUUUCUCCGUCAAUGCUCAAGGGCAAUCAAUAAUCGAACAUGCGACGUGUAAGACGGUCUUCCGCAACGCUUCAGAUCUGCUACCAGCGCUCAUUGCCACAAGAAACCAGCAAGUCAAACUAUUCGACAAAGUUACUCAAGAUGUUCAAAGUGGCAAGGCCUUCAAGCUCAACAUGGACGUUAGUUUCAAGAUGGUUGCCGGUCUUGCUAAGUUCCACAAAGAAUACAGAAGCUCCGGGGACAUCGCACUAAACGGUACUACCCUUGAGGCUGUAAGCAACGCAACCUUCAACAGUGUGAAGAAGGAUGGGGACUUUGUCUGCCAUCCAGCUAUCAUUGACGGAUUCACUCAGAUUUGUGGUUUCACCAUGAAUGCUAAGGCUACAACUGAUCUGGAGCACGAGGUCUAUGUGAACAGAGGCUGGGAUUCCCUACGGAUCUUCAAAGAUGUCUCACACACAGCUAAUUAUCAGCUUUACGCCAAGAUGAUACGUCAAGAGGGUACAAUGUACAAGGGAGAUGUGGUAGUGCUGGAUGAGGAGGGUAUCACUGCCUCUUUCAAGGGUGUGGCGCUCCGCGGAAUUCCUCGCAAGGCGUUCGACAUGGUUCUUCAAGCCGCGAACGAAGGGCGAGAGCUUAGCGGUUCCUCAGGAGUCAAUGCUGCUCGUGCCGUGGUGUCUUUAAAACCUCAGUCAACACAACAUAGCGGAGUAGUGACUGCACAUGUAGUGGCUCAACCGGCAACGGCGACUGUUGCAGUGCAUCUGCCAGCAGCCACAGUCAUUACAAGGCAGACUCCGAAGAGAGCCACCAGCAAAUAUCCAUCCGCACUGGCCAUAAUCCUCGAAGAAACAGGCAUUGCGGAGAAUGAACUCUCGGAUGAUUCUGCAUUCGCUGAUAUGGGCGUCGACUCGUUGCUAUCUAUGGUGAUCAAUAGCAGGUUCAAGGAGGAGUUGGGGUUAGACAUAGAAGAUGAGAGCAACUCGGUCUUCAUGACAUAUCCAACUAUCAAACACUUCAAGGACUUGCUUAACGUUUACAGAGAGCAACCAGAAGUGGAAGAUGCCAUUUCAGUGGUGGAAGUUGCGCCGGCGCAUGUGCCUCUACCCAUACCAGCGACUAUCGAGACUUCGGGCCCUACUCAAUCAUCUGUGCCUCAGCAGAGUACCUCUCAGCUAAAUGUAGUGAGGUCUGAUGCGCCUAAGCGCAUCGAUCUGCCACCACCUAGUUCAUUCAAGUCCAUCCUUGAUAUUAUUGCCGAGGAGACUGGCGUUGAUAUUGCGGAUUUGACUGACGAAUGUCCUUUGGCUGACGUCGGAAUCGAUUCCCUCCUCUCCAUGGUGAUUGCGAGCAGAAUUAGAGAGGAGUUGAGCUUGGAAAUGGAAGCUGAGGAUGGAUUCUUUGUUGCCUACCCCACGAUUAAGCACAUCCGCCAGUUUUGCAUCAGCGCUAGUCCGAACUCUUCUCAAGGACUCCUAACACCGGAGACUGAGAGGCUCUACGCCAGCAGCAAUAACAGCGGCAACGAUGUUGUCUCCCUUCCUGAAGAAUGCGUAACCCCUACUGAUUCUAGCUUAGAGUCGGAGGUGAUGCCGACGAAUGUCCCAAAAGCGAUGAACAACAUCAAGAGCACUCGAUCCUUCACCUCUUGCCGCCCGGCAACCUCAGUCAUUCUUCAAGGGUUUCCCAAGACCGCGAAGAAGACACUGUUUCUUCUUCCAGACGGUGGAGGUUCAUCCUCCAGCUAUGUUCCUCUUCCCCGCCUUGACGGUGACACAGCAAUCGUCGGUCUCAACUGCCCAUAUGCACGGGAUCCCGAAAAUAUGAACUGCCACAUCUCUGAUCUUAUGAAAGCCUACAUAAGCGAGAUUCAGAGACGCCAACCGAAGGGCCCGUACCAUAUUGGAGGAUGGUCCUCGGGCGGGGUAAUGGCAUACAUUGCCAUACAGCUCCUCCUCGAAGCCGGCGAAGAGGUUGGCACCCUAUUGAUUCUAGACUCGCCAAUGCCUGCUACGAUGGACAAGCUGCCGCCACAUUUUUACAACUACUGCAAAGCUAUCGGGUUAUUCGGAGACGUACAGCCCCCGCCUUAUCUCGUGCCGCACUUUGAUGCCACCGUCGACGUCCUGGACACAUACGCAGUGUCGCCGAUUUCGACCGCGGUUAAGCCAAAGAAGCCUCUCAAGCUCGCUAUUAUCUGGGCCUCCCAAAGCGUGGCUGACGGUGCUGGAAAGCCCAGUUUCCCUACGCAUUUGCCCCACAACUCUGUCGGACUGGCCUUCAUGGUCGCACGGCGCACUGACUUCGGUCCGGCAGGCUGGGAGACGCUGUUGCCAGCGGACACUCAAAUUGUUACCGGGAAAAUAGACGCGAAUCACUUUUCUAUGAUGCAAAAGCCAUCUAUUUCCCAGGUUGGGCGAUUUAUCGACCGAGUCAUGGGUUGAACAUUGUCUCAGCUUCUCAUCAGGGUUCACUUGCUUUUGAUUAAUUCGUAGUUUGAUAUUGAGUUGGCAACAGUUCUCCUGGGUUAUCGGGGUCGGAUAUGUUCAUGUCUUGGUUUUGUUGAAUACUUAUACAUGAUGUACUUUUAUGUUAUUUUCUCAUAAAUUUCAAGGUAGCCCAUUUAUUGAAUCGGAUACAUUGGCGUUCUCAAGGAGCCUGAAAUUAUUUGAGGAACGUGUUUAAGCUGUGAG